GCGGCCAGCCUGACAAACCUCAUCAAUCAUCGCAUCACCACCCAGACGUUUCCUUCACACCACAUCACCAGACCUAUUUCUGCUUUCACACCCCAAAAGUCCUUUGACAGUCCAUUAGUCAGCCUUAGAACCUCAUGGCCAACGACCAGGAUCACAUAA
Messenger RNA from Bipolaris zeicola 26-R-13, 159 nucleotides. RefSeq lists its product as uncharacterized. The annotation marks the transcript as partial. NCBI's taxonomy places the organism in Eukaryota, Fungi, Ascomycota, Dothideomycetes, Pleosporales, Pleosporaceae. The transcript has a single exon. The record is from RefSeq and is a predicted model, not a curated record.